CUGGGCCAGGAAGUUCAUGUACCUGGGUGUCACCCUGGAUGCACAUGACAUGUGCGGAAAUGAAAUGUGCGGAUCGAGUCGCGUGUAAAACGCUUUGUCUAGACACGCACCAAAAUUACAUUUAAUUACACAUCAUCUUGAAUUGACCUAUUAACCCGGAUGAUAAGAAGAGGGCACACAACGAAUGAUAAAAAUUUCUUUCCUUUAUUCUAACACGGCACUCGUUAACGUAAUGUCUUCAAGCAAAUUUCAACUUUGGGGUGGGUGUUUUGAAGAGGAACCUUCGUCGGUGCUUCGACGUUUGAACGAUUCUUUACCGGUGGACUUUAGAUUAUUUCGUGAAGAUAUACAAGGAAGUCGCGCGUGGGCAGAAGAAUUAUUUCAGAGCCACCAUUUGUCGGCCAAUGACAAUCUUGCUAUACAAAAAGGUCUUGACAGUGUCGAAAAAGAAAUAGAACAAGAACUAACAGAAAACGGCAAGCUUAAAGAUGCUGAAGAAGACAUACAUUCUGUGAUCGAAUGCAGGUUAUUCAAGCACAGUGGCGAUGCAGCCUUUCGUCUACACACAGCACGUAGUCGUAAUGACCAGUCUGCCACUGACACCCGCCUUUGGAUGCUUGCAUCCUUGCCAAAGCUGACAUCUGCUAUUGUAGAACUUAUAACGGUACUUGCCACUCGAGCUGAAAAUGAGAUAGAUAUUAUAUCUGCUGGCUAUACUCAUCUACAACGUGCUCAGCCAGUAAGAUGGAGUCAUUUUUUGUUGAGUCACGCCUGGGCUCUCCGCGAUGACGUAACAAGACUUGAAGAGCAAAGAAGUAGACUCUCACGUUGUCCACUCGGCAGCGGUGCAUUAGCAGGUUGCGCUCUAACCAUUGACAGAAAAAGACUUGCGCUAAAUCUUGGCUUUGACGAUAUAAUGCCUAAUUCCAUGUUUGCGGUUGGUUCUCGGGAUCACUUAGUGGAGUUCUUCAAUUGGGCGUCAUUAUGUGCAUUGCAUCUUAGUCGUUUAGCAGAAGAUCUUAUCAUUUAUAGUUCUCAAGAAUAUGGGAUUGUACGUUUCUCGGACCAAUUCUCUACGGGAUCAAGUCUGAUGCCACAGAAAAGAAAUCCAGACGGUCAGGAAUUGAUUAGAGGAGCAGCAGGCCUUUUCUUGGGCGAGGCUUUUGGUUUUAGUUGCGUUUUAAAAGGAUUACCUAGCACGUACAACAAAGACUUACAGUCUGAUAAAGAACUACUAUUUCGAACCUACGACAGAUUACUCGACUGCCUUAAAAUUUCAGCCGGGUCCAUUCGCACAAUGAAAGUGAAUAUUGAUAGAGCCUUGAACUCUUUAGAACCCGGAAUGUUGGCUACAGAUUUAGCUCAUAUGCUAGUCCGCCGAGGAGUGCCGUUUCGCAAAGCACACCAUCUUGUCGGGACUGCGCUUUUACGAGCCACCAACCUUGGAUUGGAUCUACGAAACCUGCCUUACUCUGAAUAUAUCGCUAUAUGUCCUGAAUUUGGUACAGAAGAAGAACUAAAAGCGGUUUUUUCGUGGGAAGCAAGCGUAGAACAAUACACCAGCUCCGGAGGAACUGCCAGAAAAGCUGUCAUUAAUCAGCUAGAAAUUCUACACAUUUGGUUACAAAAAUACAAUAAAGAAUGCAUUGUUUGAGAGCGCCUAUCAUGAUACCUUAAACUUUUCAUUUAAAUCUAUUCAAUUGGAAAUUAAAAAGCUUUGUACACGUAAAUAAAAUGUUGAGCCUAGUAUAAAGAAUAUGUGCUUAAUUAUUUUUACUCAGCAAUUAAGCAACGAAAGCUUAAGA
Molecule: messenger RNA, 1805 nt
Organism: Bombyx mandarina (wild silkworm)
Lineage: Eukaryota; Metazoa; Arthropoda; Insecta; Lepidoptera; Bombycidae
Gene: Argl
Product: Argininosuccinate lyase
Cellular component (GO): cytosol
Molecular function (GO): argininosuccinate lyase activity
Source: RefSeq, a predicted model, not a curated record